Molecule: messenger RNA, 2418 nt
Organism: Prosopis cineraria
Lineage: Eukaryota; Viridiplantae; Streptophyta; Magnoliopsida; Fabales; Fabaceae
Product: exocyst complex component EXO70H1-like
Exons: 1
Coding region: 80-1876 (598 amino acids)
Biological process (GO): exocytosis
Cellular component (GO): exocyst
Molecular function (GO): phosphatidylinositol-4,5-bisphosphate binding
Source: RefSeq, a predicted model, not a curated record
CCCCGUUGAUUUCAAUUUGAAUUUCCCAUCAAAUUUUUAAAUUCAUAGCUAACGACCAGAACCUGUUUAUUAAAAUACGAUGAGAGGCUUCUGCGUUCAACCCAGAACGUCGUCGUUCUCCGUUUCCCGUCAUUCUCUGCCGUCGUCUCCUUAUCGCAGCCCUGCUUCUAGUUUCGAAGAAGCUGAAGCUUUGAUUCUGAAAUGGAACGGCGAGACUUCUUCAUAUGCCAAAGUCACCUCUCUCUUCCACCACGACAAAACCGAGGCCACUCAGUAUAUCAAGUGCGUCAACCAUCUCCACCGGCUCAUGCACUCCCUGGACUCGCGACAACUCGUUCUCGCCCAGAACUUGAUGCAGAUGGCCAUGAAGAGGCUUCAGAAGGAGUUCUACCAAAUUCUCUCCAUAAAUCGCGCUCACCUGGAUCCCGAAUCUGUCUCUGUUAGAUCCUCUCGGACCUCCAUCAGCACCUCCGAUUACGAUGAAACUGAUGAUGGCUCGCCGGACCGCGAAAUUCGAGAAGUAGGCGAUUCGAUCUCUGAAGUCGAACUGGUGUCUUCCAUUGCCAUGGAAAACCUGAGGUCGAUUGCUGAGUGUAUGAUCUCAUGCGGUUAUUCAAAGGAAUGUGCCAGCGUGUACGUAAGUAUCAGGAAGUCGAUCAUCAUUGAAGGCCUUUAUCGUCUCAACGUUGACAAAUUGAGCUCGUCCAAGAUUCAUAAGAUGGAUUGGGAAGCUCUCGAGUUGAAAAUCAAGAGUUGGUUGGAGGCGGUGAACGUUUCGGUGAAGACGCUCUUCAACGGGGAGAGAAUCUUAUGCGACCAUGUUUUUGGCGCUUCGCAAUCCAUUAGAGCAUCUUGCUUCGCCGAAAUUUCUAGUGAUGGAGCCACUUGUCUGUUCCGAUUACCCGAACUCGUCGCCAAAUCAAAGAAAUCGCCGCCGGAGAAGAUAUUUCGGAUGCUGGACAUGUACGCUGAAUUAUCUGCACUGUGGCCGGAGAUCGAAUCCAUCUUUGCGUUCGAUUCAACCUCUGCUAUUCGAUCUCAAGGGCUCACAUCACUUACUCAGCUCAGCGAAUCAGUGAGAACGGUGUUCUUAGAAUUCGAGUCCACGAUCAAAAAGCACUCUUCCAGGUCUUCGGUAAGCGACGGAGGCGUCCACCCACUGACAAAACAGGCAAUGAGCUACCUCUCGCUUCUCACAGAUUACGACAACACACUCUCUGACAUGUUCGCCGGCUGGCCUUCUCUGCCAAAUUUGCCGUUGCCAUCGCCUCCGGAGACUUCCCGAGAUAGUUCAGACUCCGAUAACUCGUCAGCGCAUCCUUCGUUCUCCGCGAGGAUAGCUUGGCUAAUUCUCGUCCUCCUUUGUAAACUGGACGGCAAAGCAGCGUAUUACAAGGACGGUUCCUUGGGCUACUUGUUUCUCGCAAAUAAUCUGCAUCAUGUCAUCGACAGAGUCCGCAACUCGACCUUGCAGACGGUCCUGGGCUACGAGUGGAUAGUGAAGCACGAAGAGAAGAUGAAAUGGUUCGUAGCGAACUACGAGAAGGUGGCAUGGGGGCAAGUCUUCUCGUCACUGCCUGAAAACCCAAAGGCGGCGUUAUCGCCGGCGGAGGCGAAGGUGAUGUUUGAGAACUUCAACUUCAAUUUCGAGAAAGCAUACCGGAAGCAGAACUCAUUUGUGGUGGCAGAUCGGACGCUGAGAGACGAAAUCACGGGAUCAAUUGCGAGAAAAGUAGUCCCAGUUUAUCGGGAAUUUUAUGAUGCGCACAGGAUUCUUGGGGGUUCGUGGAGAGAAAUGAGAGAGCAUGUCCCAUUCACUCCCGAAGACGUGGCGAGUUACGUAUCGAAUCUCUUCUUUGCGAGGACGAUCCAGUAGCACACCGUCGUCGUCGUCGUCCAUAACAAACAUCAUGUCCUCCGUGCAGCAUUCAGAUUUCACAAACGUAUUCCCUCCGAUAACUUCAUCAGGAAAAACCUGGUGAAGAAAAAGCAUCACAGACUCGAUUCACUAAUUCUAAAUAACCUGUGGUGAAAGCAGUUGAAAUUCGUCAAGUACUAACAUUUAUGUUGGUUAUGAGUAGUUGUUGCAAAUCCAAAGAUAUAUGAAUCCAAAAGCUCGCUGUCUGUAAUUUCAGAAGCAUGCAGUUCUCGUUCGGUAACUUUUCCCAACACAUCUAGAAGCGCACAGCUAUCAGCAUGUACGACGCACGACUUCUUAUUCGGAUCUCAACUCGUUUCUCUCAAAAUGCUCCGGCAAUCAUCAUCGAUCAAUAUGCUCAAUGUAUUAAAAAAAAAAAUUAAUUAAUGGUUUGUAUGGAACCACAUGGUCACGAUGAACGGCGCAAUUUUUGUCUUCCGUACAAAUAUGUUAUUAUUUCUUCCAUUUAUUUCAUAUGAUUCUGUGUGGUUUUAUUGAUA